AUGGGUGUGCAGCGGGCGACAGCGUUCCUCAGCGCCAUCAGUCCAACAGAGCUGCACCCCCACCCUCUGCGCGGUACCGCUCGAUCCAGCGCCCAGAACGACAGCGGCAGCAACUCCAGCUCCCAUUCCGACAGCCUUGGCGGCAGUUUCAACAACAUCGAGACCAAGGAGGAAGGAGCAGUUCUGGAUGGAAUGUCGCGUGCGCUGGGCCCUGGUACCGGGUCGAGCGGCGUUCUGCGCAAUUUCGCGAUACACGUUCCCAACACUGGUGGUCUCGUCGCUCCGGCCAACAUCCGCGUCGGAAGCCUUGCUAGUGCUGCCACACAAAGUACGUCUGCUCCAUCAGCUGCCAGCAUAACAAGCGGCAACGAUCCCGACGCCCCAGUGACUCUCGAUGCCGUCUCCACCGCUCGUGCGCACUUCUCGCGCUCCAUUUGUGGUGCGUCGGUUAGCAAGGCGGUUUCUCAGAUCGCACCGCAGCAACUUCAACACCGACGCCGCCAGCCCUUUGCCGCCGACGCUUCUUUUCGAAGCAGGCGGCAGGAGGGCUUUCUCAAGUCGCUAGGCAACAGCCUGAAGCCCGUCAAACGGCGUCGUCGUCACAACAACAGCAGCAGCAGCAGCUCUUCUUCCUCCAGCAGCAGCAGCCGUGGUGAGAGUCGGCGCAGCGCGGCUUCGCUGGUGAACAGCGGUGUGACGGCGGUCUGCGGUCUUGGCGCGGGUGCUGGUGGCGUUCGGCAGGAUGCGGGGACGUCUGCUGCCAACCCCGGCGUUACUGCCGCUGAUAGAGACCUAUCCGGCACUACGUUGAGCGGUGGCGCCACUGUGCCCGGCGGAGAGUCGAAUCUACCGCCACCACAGGGACAUCGACGCCGCGUCAGCGGCAACAACGGGGGCAAGCCGCCGCUGCAGGUCCACGACCUCGUGAAGAGGGAGGGCCAGCGGGUGCGACUGCGGUGGAUUUACAGCGACGUUCAGCAGCGCCGCUCGUCCUCAUCGUUGUCAUCUUCAUCCCCUUCGAGCCGUCACUCUUCCAGCUCGCCGCAGGGACGCGGAAAGAGGAGCCCUAAGUACGUCCCAGGCGGCGGCGACGGGACCGCUGAAGAUAAAGGUUCACUGGCUGCAUCUGGCGCAGGUCAGCCUCCUGACCCCCUCGAGGGGGAGUGGAGUGGAACACCUCAGCAUCUGUCCAGCGUAAGUCACACUCUCAUGCCAUUGUUGUCGUUGUCCUCCUUGUCCUCCUCGUCAUCUUCCGACGGUAAUUCGCGUCGUCGCCGCACUCGAAGCAAGAGGCGGUGGGAACGGCAGUGUUGGGCGCAGUUGGCUGCCACGCCGCUGUCGCUGUGCACCAUCUUGACGAAGUUCGAACCUUGCGUGACAUCGGUGUGGAAGGAGAACCAAGUGAUACAGCCGUACCGGGGCGAGUCCAACGCGAGCAGCAGCAGGUCCAGCUCGUCCUCCAAAAAGCGCUCGUCCUCGUCUUCGUCGUCGUCAUCGUCAUCAUCCUCCCCUUCGCACUCGCGGGACUGCAACGAGCUCACGUGCGAGUAUCAAGAUUUUGUGGUGAACAGCCAGUACCUCGCUGGUAACUACGCUGACCGCCGGCACGUGGCUGAGAUGACCAGCGUGGCCGGUAGCUCCAGGUCUUCGGAUGCGGGCCUCAAAAUUCACUCGCUGUACUUGUCCUUCUCAUCAAAGGCGCACUCUGAAAGUGGCACCCACAGCUGUCGUGGCAGCGGCAGCCGUACACAAAGCGACUCCUCCUCUUCUCACGGUAGCAGCUGCAGCUCUAGUCGGCGCAACCGCGGCAGCAGCCGUAGCAGUCGCAGCCACAGCAGCCGGAGCAGUCGGAGCAGCUCACGCAGCUCCUUAAACGUGCGCCACCGCCGCCACCAUCACAGCCGCGGCAAGGGCGGCAUCAUCAGUGGCGAGGGUGACAUUCGAAGCUACCGUAAGGUUCUCGCGCGACAGCAGUGCCGAAACAACCCUGCCUUCUUGAACGCAUAUUUCCUCGACACGGGCAACAUCACCGGUGGCGAGCGCCGCCGAAAGAUGAUCUCUCUCCCCUCCUACCGUGUCUCGAUGAUCUCGUUCGUCGACAAGAAGAUCUUGAAGAAGGACCUCAACCACAACUUCUACAUUCAGCACCCCGGGCUUGAGGUGCGCGACAUCAAACUGACGCACCUCCGCAAAAUCAAGCACGAGCUUCUUGUUUACGCGCUCGAGGACAACUCCUUGCUGGACCUGACCACCACAGCGUACGCGUACUGGUACUUCGAGCGGCUCGUGGUGCAGGGGAUGGUGGGCAAGCACAACCGAAAGGAGAUCAUGGCGGCAUGUGUGUUGCUCGCCAUUAAGUUCCUGGAAACGGGCGACCUCAUGAAGAAGAUCGCCUACUUCAAGAACCGGUGGCGCCGUUUUCACAACGUGUCUGGCGUGCACGUCGGCAAUGUCAAUGCGAUGCUCGGUGGCGGCGGCGCUAAGGGAGUGGAGGAGGAUGACGAGGAGGUGGUGCACGUGGAUUGGAAGAAGGUGGAGGAGCAGGAGUUCCCCGUGUAUGUUGGACUCGACUUUACACUGCUGCCCGGCGGGGACGGGCAGGUGAUCAAGACGCACAUUGAGCGCCUCCUGCAGCUCAUCAACGUGACCUCGCAGGAGUACUACAGCAAGAAGUUCGUGUCACCCGCGUAUCUGAAUCACUACAACUGCUACAGCAACCUCUACUACUAG
Messenger RNA from Leishmania braziliensis MHOM/BR/75/M2904, 2730 nucleotides. RefSeq names its product putative cyclin dependent kinase-binding protein. Lineage: Eukaryota; Euglenozoa; Kinetoplastea; Trypanosomatida; Trypanosomatidae. Gene Ontology annotation, biological process: regulation of cell cycle. Bases 1 to 2730 code for a protein of 909 amino acids. The record is from RefSeq and is a predicted model, not a curated record. The transcript has a single exon.